UGGCGGAGCGGACAGCAUGGCUCGCGUGCUGAGCCGGGACCCGCCGGACAUUGAGAACAUUCUGGCUUUAAAUCCCCGCACACAGACACAUGCAACUCUUCAUUCAACUGCAGCAAAGAAACAAGCCAAGAAGCAAUGGAAGAGGAACGCAGACAAAAGCUGUUCGAACUGUGAGAAACUGGAAAAUAAUUUUGAUGACAUCAAGCACACAACUCUUAGUGAGCGAGGAGCACUUCGAGAAGCAAUGAGAUGCCUGAAGUGUGCAGAUGCCCCUUGCCAGAAGAGCUGCCCAACUAAUCUGGAUAUCAAGUCAUUCAUCACAAGUAUUGCAAACAAGAACUACUAUGGAGCUGCCAAAAUGAUUCUUUCUGACAACCCCCUUGGUCUGACAUGUGGCAUGGUGUGUCCAACAUCAGAUCUCUGUGUUGGUGGCUGCAAUUUAUACGCCACCGAAGAGGGACCAAUUAAUAUUGGUGGAUUACAGCAGUUUGCUACUGAGGUGUUCAAAGCUAUGAAUAUUCCCCAGAUCAGAAACCCUUCCUUACCUCCUCUAGAAGACAUGCCCAAAGCCUAUCACGUGAAGAUAGCUCUUCUUGGUGCAGGACCUGCAAGUUUAAGCUGUGCUUCCUUUUUGGCUCGACUGGGCUAUUCAAACAUCACCAUAUUUGAAAAGCAGGAGUACAUUGGUGGCUUAAGUUCGUCUGAAAUCCCCCAGUUCCGAUUGCCAUAUGAUGUGGUGAAUUUUGAAGCUGAGCUUAUGAAGGAUCUCGGAGUGAAGGUGAUUUUUGGUAAAGGCCUUGCGGUGAAUGGAAUGACGCUCCGCAACUUGAAAGAAGAUGGCUAUGAAACAGUCUUUAUUGGGAUAGGUUUGCCAGAACCAAACAGAGACAGUAUAUUCCAAGGACUGAGAAUGGAUCAAGGAUUCUACACAUCUAAAGACUUCCUACCUUUGGUAGCAAUGGCAAGUAAACCAGGGAUGUGUGCCUGUCACUCUCCGUUGCCAUCAAUACAUGGAACUGUGGUUGUGCUUGGGGCAGGAGACACUGCCUUUGACUGUGCAACAUCUGCUUUACGCUGUGGAGCUCGUCGCGUGUUUGUGGUCUUCAGGAAGGGAUUCACCAACAUCAGGGCUGUCCCAGAAGAGAUGGAACUUGCCAAAGAGGAGAAGUGUGAAUUUCUGCCUUUCCUCUCCCCUCGGAAAGUGAUACUUAGGGGUGGACGAAUCGUUGCCAUGGAGUUUGUUCGGACUGAACAGGAUAAUGAUGGAAACUGGACAGAAGAUGAGGAUCAGGUUGUCCGCCUGAAAACCGAUGUGGUAAUCAGUGCCUUUGGCUCCAUCCUGAGCGACUGCAAAGUAAGAGAAGCCAUGGCACCUAUCAAGUUUAACAGAUGGGGUCUUCCUGAAGUAGAUCCAGAGACUAUGCAAACAAGUGAACCCUGGGUUUUUGCAGGGGGUGACAUUGGUGGUCUUGCUAACACUACAGUGGAAUCGGUAAAUGAUGGAAAACAAGCUUCCUGGUACAUGCACAGAUACAUACAGUCCUUACAUGGUGUUGCAGUUCCUGCUGUUCCAGAGCUACCACUCUUCUACACUGCUAUUGAUUUAGUAGACAUCAGUGUAGAAAUGGCUGGGCUGAAGUUUCCAAAUCCUUUUGGCCUUGCCAGUGCAACCCCUACUACGAGUUCUUCAAUGAUUUGGAGAGCUUUUGAAGCUGGAUGGGGCUUUGCUGUCACUAAAACAUUCUCCCUGGAUAAGGACAUCGUGACCAACGUUUCACCGAGGAUCGUGCGUGGAGUCACGUCAGGGCCUCUGUACGGCCCGGGCCAGGGCUCCUUCCUAAACAUUGAACUCAUCAGCGAGAAAACAGCAGCAUAUUGGUGUAGAAGCAUUGCUGAGCUGAAGGCUGACUUUCCAAAGCAGGUUCUGAUUGCCAGUAUCAUGUGCAGCUACAGCAGAGAGGACUGGAUUCAACUUUCAAAAAUGGCUGAGGCUGCUGGUGCAGAUGCGCUGGAGUUAAAUUUAUCCUGCCCUCAUGGAAUGGGGGAGAGAGGCAUGGGCCUGGCCUGUGGGCAGGAUCCAGAGCUGGUACGGAACAUCUGUCGCUGGGUGAGACAAGCUGUUCAGAUUCCUUUCUUUGCCAAGCUGACCCCAAAUGUCACUGAUAUUGUGAACAUUGCGCUGGCUGCGCAGGAAGGUGGCGCAGAUGGUGUUACAGCUACCAACACUGUGUCAGGACUGAUGGGACUGAAAGCAGACAGCACACCUUGGCCAGCAGUUGGGAGACGACUGAGGACCACAUAUGGUGGCAUGUCAGGCAACGCCAUCCGUCCCGUGGCCCUCCGCGCCGUGUCUGCCAUCGCCCGAGCUCUCCCGGGCUUUCCCAUCCUGGCUACCGGCGGCAUCGAUUCUGCGGACAGCGGGCUCCAGUUUCUGCACAGUGGAGCUUCUGUUUUACAGGUGUGCAGCGCAAUCCAGAAUCAAGAUUUCACUGUUAUUGAUGACUACUGUACUGGGCUGCGAGCUCUCCUUUACCUGAAAAGCAUCGAGGAACUUAAAGACUGGGAUGGACAGAGUCCUGCAACUGUGCCCCAUCAGAAGGGAAAACCAGUACCCAGCAUUGCUGAUCUGAUGGGAAAGAAACUACCCAGUUUUGGGCCUUACCUGGAACAACGCAAGAAGAUAGUAGCUGAGAACAAGGUGAGACUGAAGGAACAGAGCAUGCCUGCCGUGCUUCCUGAGCAGAAGCGUUUCGUUCCCAAGAAGCCCGUCCCAGCAAUCAAGGAUAUAAUUGGAAAAGCACUGCAGUAUAUUGGAGCAUAUGGUGAGCUCUGCAACACAGAGCAAGUUGUGGCUCUGAUUGAUGAGGAAACGUGCAUCAACUGUGGCAAAUGUUACAUGACCUGUAAUGAUUCCGGCUACCAGGCCAUCGAGUUCGCUGCCGACACGCACCUGCCCGCGGUGACGGACGGCUGCACGGGCUGCACGCUCUGCCUCAGCGUCUGCCCCAUCCCAAACUGCAUCCGCAUGGUGUCCCGCACCACGCCGUACGUGCCACGCCGAGGGCUGCCCCUGGCCCGCAGCCCCGACUGCUGA
Messenger RNA from Colius striatus (speckled mousebird), 3094 nucleotides. It is a transcript of the gene DPYD, whose product is annotated as dihydropyrimidine dehydrogenase. Gene Ontology annotation, cellular component: cytoplasm; cytosol. The transcript has 23 exons. The record is from RefSeq and is a predicted model, not a curated record. NCBI's taxonomy places the organism in Eukaryota, Metazoa, Chordata, Aves, Coliiformes, Coliidae. Gene Ontology annotation, molecular function: iron-sulfur cluster binding; dihydropyrimidine dehydrogenase (NADP+) activity; uracil binding. The coding region runs from base 17 to 3094 and encodes 1025 amino acids. Gene Ontology annotation, biological process: uracil catabolic process; thymine catabolic process.